CUCUUUCUUAUUCCAUUGGCCGGUUGGCAAUCAUUGUUAGUGAUCAACGGUGCCGUUAACCGGCAAAGAAAAUAUGUUGUAGGAACAUGAAGGAGCAGGGGCAUCUGACCCAACCAUAAUUGCAUUUCUUAAACAGGGGCGUUUUGGGAAAAUAUUUUGCUGCUUUAGAAGUUUUCAGAUGGCCGGCUAGUGGGGUUCAGUGUGUGCGACAUAUUGAUAGCUGGACGUCUUCUUCUUCUUCUUAAAGUAGUUAAUUAUUUGUCAAUUCAGUUUUUGAUCGUGUCGUUGCUGUAAAAGAUGAAUUUCCAAGAUCUUGAAAAUGGAGGAGCUCGAUCAUUUUCUUCCCCCUCUUCAUCUUCUCAGAAUCCCAGUUCUCAGGGCGUUGCAGCGGGUAUUUUCCAGAUAAAUACAGCUGUAAAUGGUUUCCGAAGACUUGUUGAUGCUGUUGGAACCAUUAAAGACACUCCCGAACAUCGUCGGAAGCUACAUAGUACAAGGCAAAGGAUUGGACAAUUGGUGAAGGAGACUUCUUCUAAGCUCAAAGCACUAAGCGAUUCUGAUCAUAAUGCUGGUGUUAAUCCAAAUAAGACUAUAGAAGAUGCAAAGAUUGCUAGAGAUUUUCAGGCAGUCUUGCAAGAUUAUCAAAAACUUCAACAGCUUGCGGCUGAGCGGGAGUCGGCUUACACACCUUUAUCUUCUUCGUCAUCCUUACCCACAAGCUAUGGUGCGAAUGAACAACCGCGUCUUAGUGACGAUCCAGAAAGUCGGCCUUUCCUUGAAGCACAGACUAGACAAGAGGUACUACUGCUGGGGAAUGAGGUUGCAUAUAAUGAAGCCAUAAUAGAUGAAAGAGAUCAAGGUAUAAGAGACGUUCAAUUAGAUAUUGCACAAUCAAAUGAGAUAUUCAGGGAUCUUGCUGUUCUCGUUCAUAAUCAACGAGCUGUAAUUGAUGAUAUUGCAUCCCAUGUCGAUUCCACUGCUGCAGUAACAUCAAAUUCUAAAACACAUCUUUACAGGGCCCACAAAAGUGUGAAGUCUAGAUCGUCAUGGUGCUGGUGGAUGCUGCUAAUUUUUGUAUUGGUGCUGGUUAUUGCUCUCCUUUACCUUGUAUUGUAGUGUGACAUGGAAAAUUUUCCUUGCAAGGUUUGGUUGUGAAUGUGAGUAGAGUGCUAAACUGUAAUCCUAAUGUGUUGAUUUUGUAACCUCUUUCAUCUUUUCUUUUCUCUAAAAUUGAGAAUUUGUAAAUGGUUCAUUCCUUUGCCCAUAUAUCGAUUGCCUUUUCCCCCCUUUUUCCUGCUUCGAAUUGUGUGUGUAUGUGUUGUUGGAAAAACAAAUAAGAAUUGUAUAGACUAUUUUCAUUUGAUUCAAAACAUGUAAUGUAUCCCAACUUUUUGUGAUGAUA
Papaver somniferum (opium poppy) is the source of this 1402-nucleotide messenger RNA. RefSeq names its product syntaxin-22-like. Lineage: Eukaryota; Viridiplantae; Streptophyta; Magnoliopsida; Ranunculales; Papaveraceae. Bases 298 to 1116 code for a protein of 272 amino acids. Gene Ontology annotation, molecular function: SNAP receptor activity; SNARE binding. The record is from RefSeq and is a predicted model, not a curated record. The transcript has 7 exons. Gene Ontology annotation, cellular component: endomembrane system; SNARE complex; membrane. Gene Ontology annotation, biological process: vesicle-mediated transport; vesicle fusion; intracellular protein transport.